Messenger RNA from Oncorhynchus tshawytscha (Chinook salmon), 3704 nucleotides. RefSeq names its product protein spire homolog 2. The record is from RefSeq and is a predicted model, not a curated record. Gene Ontology annotation, cellular component: cell cortex; cytoplasmic vesicle membrane. Gene Ontology annotation, biological process: establishment of meiotic spindle localization; cleavage furrow formation; actin filament network formation. Gene Ontology annotation, molecular function: actin binding. The transcript has 15 exons. The coding region runs from base 674 to 2866 and encodes 730 amino acids. Lineage: Eukaryota; Metazoa; Chordata; Actinopteri; Salmoniformes; Salmonidae.
UAAUGAUGAACAGUCUAUAACUACUGAGGGUUAAAACCCCUUUGCAAGCUCUGGCUAUGUAAUGUUGGGCUACAAUCAGAAUGAUUUCAUUGGGCCUAAACAUCGGGGGAUUGAGUUUCAUGAAUGAAUUGUUUAUGUGAUGUAUCCUCUACUUCUGUUUGUUUAUCUAACAAUAUGUAUGUGAGGGCUGACAUUCUCACAGCGUCGAGGUCGCCACUUCGACAGAUUUGUGGGUUUGUUGGAUGACGCUCAGGCUACGUGAGACGGGCGGAGCACAGGGGAUGCGGGGAUGCACUGCAGCGGAGCGGAUAAUCUGGGUGACCGGACUGUCAAAAUUGAGCGUAUGGUCUAUUCUCUCAAUUACAAUCAUCUUCAAGGGUUUAUCUAUCUCUUCGUCAUUGUUUACCAGUACUCGUCUGGUUGGUGGUCAAACAUUUUCAAUAAGAUUUUCUCCUUGCAGGUUGAUUGCGCCACUAGCGUAUGAUUUCCUCCUCCUGCCUCCUCUCCUUUCCUUGGCGCUGAUUGACAUUCCUGCAGAUCAAAGAUCGCUUUAAUUUGCUGUUAUAGUAACUCGCAGCUGUGGUAGUUGAGUUGGCGUGCUGUGGGGAAGGAAGGAACCCGGCGUGAAAAGAUAAUGGCCACAGAGCAAUGGGAUCGGUAGUUUACCGCAGCCAUGGCCAGGUCAACAAACAGAAGCGGCAAGGAUGGCGAUUCAAGGGUGUCCGCUCCCACGGACAGGGCAGAGGCUCGGGACCUGAGCGACCCCAGGGAACUAUCUCUUGAAGAAGUGUUGAAAUCCUACGAGCAGCCCAUUAACGAGGAGCAGGCUUGGGCUGUGUGUUAUCAAUGCUGCAGCGGGCUGAGGGUGCCGCGCCCGGCCACUGUGACAGGUGGAGUUUCCCGUGUGAAGGACCCGUCCUCUAUACUCUUACUCAGAGAUGGGAUGGUUUCCCUACAACAACAGCCCUGCAACAACCAUGACACAGACGGACCUCCCCUCCCACCUAUCGCGGAGCGCCAGCUGGUCCAGUCUCUGGGCGUGGCAAUCUACCAGGCCCUGGACUGGGGUCUGGAUGACAGUGAGGAGCGGGAGCUGAGUCCUCAGCUGGAGCGGCUCAUUGAGCGCAUGGCAGGGGGAGAUCACAGCCUGGGGGCUGACUGUGGUGGUGGCAACGGAACUACAGAUGAGGGCUACAGUGGUCAGGAGGAGGAGGAAGAGGAAGGAGAAGAGGGGCCUAUGAGGCCAGUGCGUACAUUACGCCAGGUGAUGACACUUUGCGCUUCCAGACUGGCCAACCCUGCACUUGCCCCUGAGCACUACCAGGCCGUGUGCCGAGCCUUGUUUGUUGAGACUCUGGAGCUACAAACUUUCCUGACCAAAAUCCGAGAUACCAAGAAGAUGUUGAAGAAAAUCAAAACAGAGGAUCCUCAGGAAGAUAGAGCUGAGAUUGAUGCACUUAAACACACAGACUGGACUCGUCUCUGGGUCCAGUUGAUGAAGGAGCUGAGACAGGGGGUGAAGCUGAAGAAGGUGCAGGACCAGGAGUUUGACCCACUGCCCACUGAGUUCAGCCUCACACCCUUUGAGAUGCUCAUGCAGGACAUCCGCACCCGCAAGUUCCAGCUGCGGAAAGUCAUGGUGGAUGGUGACAUCCCUACGCGAGUGAAGAGAAAUGCUCAUGAGCUUAUUUUGGACUUCAUCAGGUCUCGCCCUCCACUCAAACCAGCGUCAGAGCGAAACCUGCCCCCUCCUCCUCAGGAGAAGCAGUCCCUCCAUGAACGUGUCCUGGCUGAAAUCAAACAAGAGCGCAAACUGAAACCUGUGGACCCACCCAGCUCCAAAAGAUGCUCAGAGCUAGGGUCCCGCCCCCCUUCUCGUCUUCGUGUUCUGCUCAAAGCCCCUACUCUUCAAGAGAUGGAGGAGAUGAACAUGUUGGAGGAUGAGGAGUCUCCAGACAGUGGGGAGCUCUGCCGUGCUGAGAGUUUUCCCACAGCUAUGAAACGGGACCGCUCCUUCUCAGAACACGACCUGGCUGAGCUCAGGGGGGAGACUCUCCCCUCACUGUCUGACUGCACCCAUCUGGAAGGGGCCGUGAUGCGGAGGGGUGAGAGACCAUGGUUACACGUGCUCUCAGGGGCUGGGCCACCCUCCACACACAGAGCCUCUCUUCCUGUGCCAGGCUGGGUGCCACCCUCCCCUGCCCGUCUCUCUCUCAGCUCAGUGAAUGAGACCACAGAGGGAGCUGAGACCGGCUCCAGUUCUCGGAAUGGCAAUAAACACCAGUGGAUGGAGGAAUUCAGUCACCCAGUGGAGAGUCUUGCCUUAACAGUGGAUGAGGUCAUCAAUGUGCGUCGUGUGCUGGUGAAAGCAGAGAUGGAGAAGUACUUGCAGAACAAGGAACUGUAUUACAAUCUGAGGAGAGGCAAGGUGUGCUGUUGCUGCAGAAUUAAGUUCCCCCUCUUUUCCUGGCCAUCCACCUGCCUGCUCUGUAAAAGGUCUGUCUGUGGAUUCUGCAGUGCAAAGAUGAAGAUUCCUUCCAAGAAGAUGGCCCACAUCCCCGUCUACACUGUGGGCUUUCACAGCAGCCCAAAGAGCCAUGGUCGCAAGAGUGAGGUCUACAAAUCUCUGUGUACUCUCUCCCGCCGGUCUGUGGAGGAGGAGUUCCCCCACCUGUACACCAGUGGCUGCAGCCUGCGGGAUGUUUGUGCGGACUGCACCAAGUUUGUGGCUGAUGUCAUCUCGUCCAGCCGCCGGAGCCUGGACAUCCUCAACAACACCCCCAAGAGGGAGAGUGCUACACCCAAACCACAACCCCAGCCUCACGCAUCACCACAGCUACCCACCUUGAAGAGAAAAGACAAGUGAAUAGAUUGACUGUUGGUUUACCCCACUUCCUUAGCAGGGUUGCCCCUGUGCUGCACUACUAACCCACUCAAAACACCCCACCAUUCCCCCAGCCUGCAAGUACACACCCUCCCCCUGCUGAAGUGCUUGUUAAGGGUUGUUUCUCUGCCUCCUCUGUAGAGAGGUUCAUAAGACGUGGCCUAGGGACAACAUAUAAGUCUGCCUUAUCACACAUAUAUUGACUUCACUCCCUGGUCUAAUGCACAAGCAGAGAGGAAAGGCAAAAUACGAGGGAGGAGGAAAGAGGUGAGAGGGUAAUUGAUGAGGAUGAUCGGAAAGAGGAGAUCUAUUUACUGUAGGAGCCAAGAGUUUAAGGUAAAUAUGGUAAAUGUAGGGUAAAUAUUUAGCUCCCUAGUUGCCUUGUUUUAGUCAUGAAUGUAAUAUACUCUUUUAACACCAAAAUAAUACAUCUUACAUUGACACACCUUCUCAGAACACUGGAUUUUUUUCUGGAAUGUUAAAAUGACACUAUGGCUGAAUAGAAGAUAUAUUUAUUUCACUAUAGGUCUUUUUUUUAGUUUAGAAUGUGCUUGGAUUAUCUGUGGUCCAACUUGAUGAUGCAUGGUGGCACCGUCUGUCCGACUGUCUGAAUGUAAUCGGGUCCUAGAGGGGUGAAAAUGGUCCUGGAAGGGACCUGUCCCAUUGGCACCAAACUGGACUGGACUCCCAGCCUCCUAUCUCUGCUGCUUUAGAAUGACAUUAAGCCCCCUCUCUCACCCUCGAUGGUCCUGUGCGAUCUGCUCAAAUUUUCGAAACACCCAGUAAACCUCAACUGCAAUAAAUCUCAUGUAAAAAGGAA